Haplochromis burtoni (Burton's mouthbrooder) is the source of this 2352-nucleotide messenger RNA. RefSeq lists its product as uncharacterized. NCBI's taxonomy places the organism in Eukaryota, Metazoa, Chordata, Actinopteri, Cichliformes, Cichlidae. The coding region runs from base 541 to 2349 and encodes 602 amino acids. The transcript has 2 exons. The record is from RefSeq and is a predicted model, not a curated record.
UGUGUUCAAAGGUGACGGAUCCUUCUCCAAACAAUGGAAAUCCAAACCUCCUUUAUCCGUAAGUAAAACUGAGGUAGGAAACCCCCCCCCACCUCUCAGUCCUCCAAAGGACUCACCGUUGAUCUAGACAGAGAGUGUCCUCUCCACAAGAAACCUCACUCCCUCAGGAAAUGCAGAGGCUUUCGAGAAAGACCACUUGCAGAGCGAAGACGCUUCCUGGUGGAGCACUCCAUAUGUUUUAAAUGUUGUGCUUCAGCAACUCACCAAGCUAAAGAGUGUAAAGCUGACACCCACUGCUCUGAGUGUGACAGCGACCGGCACAUUGCAGCACUCCAUCCUGGACCGGCACCUUGGGCUCCAAGUUCCAGACCACCUUCUGCAGAGCAUGGUGGGGAGCCUACCGAGUGUGUCACUGACAUAGCAGCCUCUUCAUGCACAGCCGUGUGUGGUGAGGGUCUUAAAGGUAAAUCAUGUUCCAAAAUCUGUCUGGUCAGUGUGUAUCCCAAGGGUCGCCCAGACCAAAAGGUGAGGACAUACGUGAUGCUGGAUGACCAAAGCAAUGUGGCGCUAGCCAGAUCAGCAUUCUUUGACAUGUUUGACAUCCCGGGUGAGGCUUCCCCCUAUACCCUCAAAACAUGCUCAGGAAUCACCGAGACUGCUGUAAGAAGGGCCUCUGGAUUUAUGGUGGAGUCAGCUGAUGGACAGUUACACUUAUCAUUCCCGAGUCUUAUUGAGUGCAACCUGAUUCCCAAUAAUAGGGACGAAAUCCCUACUCCAGAAGCUGCCCAAAGCCACAAGCAUCUCAAGUGUAUUGCUGACAGGAUCCCUCCUCUUGAUGCGUCAGCUGAGAUACUUUUGUUACUUGGGAGGGACAUCAUCCAAGUUCACAAAGUGCGCAGUCAGCGUAACGGCUGUCACAACGAACCUUAUGCCCAACAAGUGGACCUGGGUUGGGUAAUAGUCGGUGACGUCUGUCUCGGUGGGGCUCACCGGCCGACUGUCAACACAUUCAAGACCAGUGUCCUUGAGAAUGGACGACCAAGCUACUUCAAGCCUUGUGAGAACAGGAUCAUCUGCAAAGAAAAGUUCAUAGAGGAACAGCUAAUAUCCCCUGACACACUGACUUCCAGUCAGCCAAGCUUAGGUGAGCUGGUCUUCAGCCAUUCAAAAGAGGAUGAUAAGCUGGCACCCUCCAUCGAAGAUGAAAUCUUCCUCCAGAUCAUGAACAAGGAGUUCAAGAAAGAUGAUUCCAACAGCUGGGUGGCUCCCCUGCCAUUUCGUAGUCCAAGACCAUGUUUACCAAAUAAUCGAGAGCAAGCCCUCAGCCGACUGAUGUCACUUCGCCGUACCUUGAAUAGGAAACCGGAGAUGAAACAUAAUUUCAUAGAGUUCAUGGAGGAUAUUUUCAAAAAUGGACACGCUGAGCCAGCUCCUCCACCAGAGCCUGACAAAGAGUAUUGGUAUUUACCUUCCUUUGGUGUCUAUCACCCCCAGAAACCGGGAAAAAUAAGGAUCGUCUUUGAUUCAAGCGCACAGUUCAAAGGCAUCUCAUUGAAUGAUGUGCUCUUACAAGGCCCGGACCUCAACAACACCCUAAUUGGGGUUCUCAUGCGUUUCAGAAUGGACCCAGUUGCUGUGAUGACAGACAUUCAACAGAUGUUCCACAGUUUCCUAGUGAGGGAGGAUCAUGUGUUUGGUAACUGUCCCUCGCCAGCUGUGGCCAUUUAUGGCCUGAAGAGGACGGCUAUGGAGGGUGAAGAGGACUAUGGACCCGAAGUGUGGAGCUUUGUGCACAGACAUUUCUAUGUUGAUGAUGGCCUGAAAUCUUUCCUCAGUGCAGAAGAUGCCAUCAAAGUGCUGAAAGGUGCACAAGACAUGCUAGCGCAAUCCAACCUCAGACUACACAAGAUUGUGUCUAACAGUGUUGAGGUCAUGAGGGCAUUUCCAGCUGAAGAUCUAGCUAGCAACCUGCAAGACCUGGACGUGGGUCAGGACUCCCCUCCCAUGCAGCGCAGCCUGGGUCUUGGUUGGGAUCUUGCUACAGAUACUCUAACUUUCCGUGUGGACUGCGCUGAAAAACCCUUUACUCGUCGGGGUGUGUUGUCUACUAUCAACAGCUUAUUUGACCCGUUGGGGUUCGCUGCUCCCUUCAGUGUUCAGGGCCGCCUCAUUUUGAGAGAACUCACCACUGAGACUUGUGACUGGGAUGCACCACUGCCCCGAGAAAAGCUUGAACAGUGGCAGAGGUGGUGCACAUCUCUUCAAGACCUAAGAGAGUUGAAGAUCCCAAGGGCCUACACAAUGGUCCCUCUCCACAGCUCAGAGCAAGGAGAUCUGUAUCUUUUGUGAUGC